Serendipita indica DSM 11827 is the source of this 3327-nucleotide messenger RNA. The record is from the annotation of a GenBank genome assembly. NCBI's taxonomy places the organism in Eukaryota, Fungi, Basidiomycota, Agaricomycetes, Sebacinales, Serendipitaceae.
AUGACGUCCUCGCCGGCCAAUCCCACCUAUGCUUGCUCUUGCCUCAAUGUGAAGAUAUUCCCAAAGGAAUCGGCAACAUCUCCGCAAAUCAAUCAAGAAAGGACGCAAUUCUCGUCUGAAAUAUCUACAAAAGCGUCUCCGGGAUGGGUGAAUGUUAGCAUUGACGAGAAAAGCGUGCGCAUUGUCCACGACCACCUAACGCUCAAGACUCGAUCGCCAGAAAGCGGAGUUCAGCUCCUCUGUCGUCUAUGCAACACUCUUGUAUACCGUCAAAUGGACGAAAAAGAUACCCUAUCGUCUCCAUCUUCCGCUUCGACAAACACGCCCACGCCACCACCCGCUGUUACAGGCAACCCCAUGUCGCUCGCACGAGAACGACCGGAUUUCAAGAUUUUGUUCGAGAGAGAUCGUCAAACAUGGAUACAGGUCUUUAUCGGCAAGCAAGGCUGCAUCACUGGUGCUCAACUGGAUUCCGCUCUCAAGAACGCUUCGGCAAUAUUUGGGCUUGUAGUUCCAUCCAACAACGAUGCACUGAGUCCCUCUCCAACUCCGCCCACGCGCAACGCUCCACUUCCGUCAACAACUAUGCCGCCUCCAAUGUCCGCACUAUCCAGCUCGCUUCUUACAACGACCAUGUCGUCCCAACAACAACAGCAGCAGACUCAAAGUCAACCACUCUUGAACCUUCCAGAGUUGUUUCCUCCACCCCCAUUCACGCCCUCACACCCACUCUUCGUUAACCUUGCCAAGGAUGCCAAAAAGGCUUCGAAGGCCGCCCGAGACGCCGCGGAAGCCGAAAUUGCUCAGUAUAUCGAAGCCAAAAGGCGGGAAUUGAUCGAGUACGAGGCUAACCUCAAGAGACAAACGAAUGCGAUUUGGAGAACGUGGAGAGACUCAGUCAACAAUGACCAGCAGCUUCCUCUCAGCAUUCCACCGACUCCUAACACGAGCGAACCCGUUGCUCCGCCAAUGGAUCCCCGGAAGCAACCCAAGCGUCUUUCGUCAUCUGCAUCGACAUCGAAGACGACGUCUAGAGCGGCAACCGUGAUUCGAUCUUUCCAGGAAGAACCCGUAGAUGCUUCACAACAAGCCGCCAAUUCCAUCGAAGCCUCUUCAGUUUCACCUUCCAAUGCGACUCCUCGCCCUCAUCCACAGAUGUCUGCCCUCGGAACGUCACUUCGACAAACCGCUAUGCUCUAUCCAUCGGGAAGGAGAGCAGCAAGCCCAUCACCGCCGAUAGAACAAGACAACGGAACGUUUGAGUCGGCAUUCAUGGACAACUUCGAGGGUGAUAGGCCUUCAAAGAAGAUUCACACCAAGGAGAAGGCUAGAAGGGAGCCAGGGCUUGAUGAUGAUCUCUCUUUAUCGCCGAAGAAACCAAGACCAAGCGCCAUGAAGCGUGUAUCGAUUGGCGGUGCGCAAUCAAUUGAUGGCGAGUCACCAGAAAGUACGGACGCAGAUGGUGGUACUUCUGGAGGCGGUAGCAAGCGAAAGGCUGUCAAGUUUAGCAGCGACGCCCCGGAUGUUGUUACUGUUACACGAGAGAUCAAGUCGGAAAAGUUGCAGAAGAUCAAGGAGGAGCAUGCACGUGGCGAGGAGGCCAUCUUUGAUCUCGACGGGGACGAACACGACGAACCAAAACCACCGUCGUCUCCUGAGCCUGUUCCAGAGAGAGGAGCCAACUUGGUGGAGGAAAGAGGCCAAGCUUCCACCCAGGAACCCCGGCCUGUUACCCUCUCCUUUAAGCUACCAUCGUAUCUAGACAAUGGCCGACCCUCUCGCAAAAUCGAGUAUACCAUGGCCCGAAGUCUCCCCGCAACUUCAGUUUUAUCGUCCAUGAAAGGGCGGGAUAGCGAGGAAGUGGGCAGCCUUGGUCUCGACAUCAACUCUAGUAGCCUAGCGCGGACAAGGAAAGCAAAGCACGGGGAAAGCUCCUCCCAGUCCCCAUACGCUGGAGAGUUGCGCAGGAUCAUGGCUGCUCAAACCCCGACACAUCGUUCUGCAUGGAGAACAGGAAGCUUUGAGCCUGGUUCCCGUAUGGGCGGUGGAUCGAGGUCUCGCGGCGUCAAUGGUUAUACCUCACGUACAGCGGCGCUCAAACGCGACUCGGACGACAAUGCUUCUUCCGACGAGGAGAGCGACGACGAUACAUUGGAUAUGACCGGCAGGCAGCGGGAUGCGUCCAAUGAUUCGGAUAGACGAACGCGAGAGGAUGUCAUCCUAUCUGCUUCUGUUCCAAUGGACGUACCUCGCAUGCGACGAGUAGGCGAGCAGCCGGCUAUGGCCGAUCACGACUUUGAAGGUGCGAUGGCUCGCUCCGUGGAUCCAGGGCCAGCUCUCGAACUCAUGGUGGCCGAACGUCAAGCAAACCGGCGUUUGACUCGGGAGGAUGAAGAGGAUAGCGACCAGGAUCUUGAUAGCGACCGACGGGGACUUGCCCGGAGAAGCAGAAGGGACGAGGAAGAGGACGAGGAGGGUGAUGCAGAAGCGAAAAAGUUGAUGCAGGAGAUGAUUGAAGGACGAGGAAGCUUACAUGCUCAGCGGAUCCUUAGCCACACUGAUCGCGGUAUCUCAUUUCAAUUUUCUACCAACCUCCGUCAUGGACGGAUGUCUGCUCGAAAGGCUCUUGCGAUAAUUGCUGGCGCUGGACCAGGGACUGGGGCAAGCCUUGCACGCAGCUUUGCAUCCAAGGGAUACUGUGUCGCAUUGCUUGCACGCUCUCCGGACCCUCUGACGCGACUUCAAAACGAGAUCACCGCGUCCUAUGGCGAUCAGAGUGCACGGGCGUUCCCAACGGACCUUUCAUCCUCGACUGCACUCCAUGAGACGUUUAAUUCCAUUCGCUCAGUGUUUCCCGACUCCCCUAUUCGCGUAGCAAUCUACAAUGCCAACACCAAAUGGACGGUCAAGCCCUUUCUCGAGCUUCAGGAGGAAGAGUAUUUAGGUGUGGUUGACGCGCAUAUCCGCGGUGCUUUCGGGUUCGCAAAACAUGCUGUGCAGGAGAUGCUGAAAAACGAUGCCGAGGGAGAGGGAAUGGGUCAGAAGGGCACGCUCAUCUUUACGGGAGCAACCGCUGCUACCAGAGGCAGCGCCAAAUUUGCAGCAUUAGCAAGUGCAAGCUUUGCUGUCCGAGCAUUCAGCCAAUCUCUAGCUCGCGAGUUACAGCCGCAGGGAAUCCAUGUUGCCCAUGUCGUUGUUGACGGAGUGAUUGAUACUGAACGGGCCCGGUCUAUUGUGGGAGGAAAUAGCAGUGCCGCGACCGGAGAGAGACUGGAUCCCAAUGAGAUAGCCAAGGCAGGUUCAAUAGCACCCAGGGGGAAACUCUGA